Messenger RNA from Coniosporium apollinis CBS 100218, 1383 nucleotides. RefSeq lists its product as uncharacterized. The transcript has a single exon. NCBI's taxonomy places the organism in Eukaryota, Fungi, Ascomycota, Dothideomycetes. The record is from RefSeq and is a predicted model, not a curated record. The coding region runs from base 1 to 1383 and encodes 460 amino acids.
AUGACGACUCCCGCACAGCAACCGGAUGUCAUCCAGGUCCGCACCUGGUGUGCCGCCUGUCAUGCGCACGCGCGAUGCCAGCUCCAUAACAACUCGCCUCCACACAUCAUUCCGCCCAUGUGGAGCAAUACCGUCUGCGAAACAAUCGGUCGAAUGGUCUAUCUUCCAGCUGAGCUGCAAAUUGAGAUUUGCGGACGCAUGGCGCCUGCUACCUUCAUAAAUCUGGCGUGUACGAGUCCGGAUAUCGAUCAACUGUGGCGGGCUAACUCCGCGACCAUCUCAAAGAUAAUGUUCGCUCAUGAGCUGGGAUUGGAAUCCAAGGUCUUCAAAGAGUCCCGCCGCACCUGGAGUACCUGUCCGGGAGGCUUACUCUGGGCAGGCCACGCCACCUCACCAGAACACUAUUUGAGGUUGCUUUCCCUUAUCAAGGAGGUGACAUCGCAGGCCACCGAUUUCUUAGUGAAACACUUCCACCUCGGCCAGAGAGUGACAGCGCACAUUUACUACAACAUCACGCUGCUCUGGCUGUUCCUCGCUACGACCCCUGCUUGCGCAGAUCGCAUCCAAGAGCCAUGGAAUUACUACCAAUUCUUGUCGGCGACCAAUCGCUACAAGAUUGACAACUUUUUGAUCCAUAUGGCGGCGGCAAUACUCAAGUGUUUCCCGAUUCCGUGGCCGGCCAACUUGCAUCAACGCAAAAUCGACGAGCUUAUCACGCAACAGAUAGACACUCUGUUAGCAAAGCGCCUAGCUCUUCUGUACAUCCAACGCGGUCUCCGCCGACUCCGCGAGCAGGUGUUUGCAGCACAGAUCCCAGACCUUCAGGACGCCUUUGGGCCAGACAACUUCUGGAACCUUGUCAAAUAUUGGCCCCGGUUACGGCUCAUACAAUUUGACACAAGAACCUACACCGUCACACUAACCGGCACACGGCUCCACGGCCGUCUGCUGGCUGCAAUCGACGCCGGUCCGAACUGGCAGCCGGAUAUCUUGUUCGGAAUGAACCUUGUGAAACGCAGUCCAACCACUAGGCUCAAUUGGCAUGUUAUUACGCGAACAACACGUGGUCGUUUCAGCUUCCAGGGCUAUAGGCGAUAUACCUCCCCUGACUACGCUGCAAUGCCGGGAGGCCUGGGAAUUGCUCACAUGUUCGCUGUGGCGGAGUGGGAGUAUGAGCAAGCCGAAAAAAGGCGUAACAAGCAGAAGCAGGAGCAAGCGCGGUUGUCAAUCAAGAGGAAGCGUGGUGAUUACGAAGAUGACCCAGAAGAGGAACGAAUCCUCAAAUUCAGCCGUCGAGCCAAACCUCGGUAUAACGACAUCGACUGGAUCAUCCUCCGUAUGGGACGUUUAUCACUCGACGCUACCGGCAAGGAGGCGGGAUAA